This is a messenger RNA of Mugil cephalus (flathead mullet), 2874 nucleotides long. RefSeq names its product coiled-coil domain containing 22 (gene ccdc22). Gene Ontology annotation, biological process: positive regulation of ubiquitin-dependent protein catabolic process. Gene Ontology annotation, molecular function: cullin family protein binding. The record is from RefSeq and is a predicted model, not a curated record. The coding region runs from base 314 to 2299 and encodes 661 amino acids. Lineage: Eukaryota; Metazoa; Chordata; Actinopteri; Mugiliformes; Mugilidae. The transcript has 16 exons.
CGAGAAAACGCCACCUCCCAGAAACGCACCGCCGCUCAAUUCGCUUAUUCUUCGUCUUCGGGGCACCAGGUUUGCUCCAGACUCUCUCGGAGAGGUUCAGUUUGAUGAUUAUAUGUAAUAAAAAUAUAUAUUAGCUGCGAAGCGAAGAGUGACGGUGGCGCUUUCGGGGAGGCGAGGACUGUCAACCUUUUCUAAUGAGCUAACUGCUGUCAGAAGAUGGGAGGUAUCUCUUCGGUCUGCUGUCACCUAAGCUAACUAGAUGUGAAGAAGUCCCUCCAGUCGGCUAACUAGUUCCCCCAGAGCAACUUCAGAGAUGGAGGAAGUUGACAAAAUCCUGAUUCACGCCCUCAAACAAGUCGGCACGGAGCUGAGUGAGGAGACUGACAGCGUCAAACAGUUCAGCAGCGAGCUGAUCGUGGAGGCGGCGGUCAGAUGUAUCCGGGUGAUCGAUCCGGGUUUGGGCAGCGCGUUGCCCACCUCCCUCCCUCCCGGCAUGUCCGCCCGCUUCAGAGUGGGCAUGAGUCUGGCGCAGGCCUGUCAGGACAUUGGCUAUAAAGGAGAGAUCGGCUACCAGACGUUUCUGUACAGCAACGUGUCAGAGAUCCGCUCCUUGUUCAUGUUCCUGGUGGAGAAGCUGCCUAGAGAGAGCGCAGAGGCCUCAGACCAGCCCACAGGGAAGUCGGUGGUCCUUCAGAGAGCCAUAGUCGCUGCAAUCAAAGCCCAGCUGGCGGUGCCCUGGCUGCCUCCAAACUGCAGACUGCCCCUGCAGUGUGACACACAGGGUGUUGGAGCUUUGCACACUUUCCAUGCUCAACCCCUCAGUUUACCACACUGCUGCACUAAAAACACAGACAAGAAGCACCAGAAAGAAGUGAAAGACUACCUGCGCGACGUUCUUCCUCCAGUGACCUCCCAGCUUUCCCAUCAGUCCUCUCUGGUGUCCUCCAUCCUGGAGCAGCACACGGCUGAGCUGAGCGCUGCUCAGGAGUGGGACAACGAAUGGAAGAGUCAGGGGCUGCUGUCUCGACUCACGCCGCAGGAGUACCGGUCCAGAAAACUGACCCGGCUGCAUAAACGCAUCAAGGAGCAGCUGUCCUCCGCUGCCGUCUCCUCCCCCGAACGUGCCUUCGGUGCUCCGUGCUCCACGUCCGAUUUAUCGGAGGUGCUGCAGACCUUCAGGGGCGCCGCCCCCUCCGACCAAAUCCUCGUCAAGGGCACCCACUUCGUCCACUCGCAGAAGUUCGCCUUCACGCAGGAAGACGCGGCGGUAACGUCCUCCAUCCCCACCGGGCGUCAGGCGGAGGGUGACGUCCAGCUCAGCCAGCAGGAGGAGCUGUCUUCCCUCCAGCAGCAGUUCCAGCUGCUCUGCUCUGAGGCCGACCAGCUGGCAGCCGACAUCAAGCACAUCAUUUUCACUAAUGCACAGGUGUCGGAUGAGCUGAAACAGAGAGAAGUGGGCAACUCUGAAAAAGAGGAGAAGAUGCAAGUGAAGAAGAAAACCAUUGGCCUGUUGCCAGAUGUGGACGACAACCUGGUGAAGCUCCAGGAUCUGGUGGAGGCCAGCGCCAAGCGGGUGGUGAACCUGGCCUGUCAGUGGGAGAAACACCGAGCUCCGCUCAUCGACGAGCACCGACGACUCAAAGAAAUCUGCAGCAGCCAAGAGCUGGAGUCGUCCAGAAAACUCUCUGAAAUCAAGUCCCUGCACGAUAAAAUCAUUGUGUCUACAGAGGAGGCCAAGAAAAAGGAAGAAACAUACAAACAACUGGUGACGGAGUUAGAAAACCUGCCUCAGGACGUGUCUCGGUCGGCGUACACUCAGAGGAUCCUGGAGAUCGUCGGCAACAUCAAGAAACAGAAGGAGGAGAUUACGAAGAUUUUGUCCGACACUAAGGAGCUGCAGAAAGAGAUCAACACCCUGACAGGAAAACUGGACAGGACCUUCGCUGUGACCGAUGAGCUCGUCUUUAAGGACGCCAAAAAAGACGAAUCCGUGCGCAAAUCCUACAAGUAUCUGGCUGCCUUACAUGAAAACUGCAAUCAGCUGAUCCAGACCAUCGAGGACACUGGGACGAUCCUGAGAGAGAUUCGGGAUCUGGAGGAGCAGAUUGAGACGGAGAACGGGAACAAAACCGUGGCCAACCUGGAGAGAAUCCUCGACGAUUACAAAUCCAUUCGACAGGAGAACUCGGCGCUCGCCGCCAAAGUCCGAGAGGCUGAAGGAGGAGCCCCCCCCCUCACCCCCUCACCCCCUUUCCACCUCCCCCUCCCUUCGCUUUGCUCUGUGGGACCACCGGAGUGAAAACCCCGGAGCCAAAGACGCUUCACGGCAGAGUCUCCUGUCCAUUAACACACCCAAGACCUGCUUUUUUUUUUUUUUUUUUUUUUUUUUUUUUCCUCCCCCGUAGACAGACGAGAUGAAUCGGCGCCAUGGAAACCGAUCUGGGUUUUUUUUAAUGUUUUCGCCCUGGACGGAGCCACAAACUGAAUCCUGUGGCGGUGCAGUGUGUCGAGGUUUGAUUGAAUGAAUGAAAACAGAGCAGCAGGUCAGCAGAGCACGCUGCUGUCAAAAGCCUUUUCUAGCGUUCAUAUUAUCGUACGAACUUUUUUUCACACCGGCUCCGAUUAGAAUCAAAUCCUAGACUUUAAUAAUAAUAAUAAUAAUUAGCCAUUUUUAAUACAUUAAUUAUUCCUCCAUCGUCCGACAUCUUUCCUUUUGUCGUAAUCAUCAUCAUCAUCAUCAUCAUCAUCAUUGGAGUGAAUGACAUUUGAAUGUAGUCUGUUAAUAAAAGUUGUCCAGAUCUAUCAGCAAAGUAUUGUUGUGUAUAGAUGAUGGUACCAGCUCAAAUAAAAAAAGGCCUUAAAGACUGGAAGACG